AACAUUUUUUUUGACAUUUUUACUCUCAUCGCAAUUUCAUCACAUCCAUUAAAUUCUCAAAAGUAACUUUUUAAAAAUGGCACACGUACGAAAAUCGUCAACGCGUGAUAAGCUCCUAAAAGAUGAUUUAAUGGAUCGAUUUCAUGCACCAAACAGAAAAGUUUGUGAUAUCAUAAAAAUCCAAAAAGAAGACAAAUUAGAUCCAUUCUAUAUUUACCGUCCACCACCAAGAAAAUAUCUUGAUUAUUCAAUUUCCCAAACGUACACAAAAAUGGAUGCCGGCCCUACAAAGAUCCAUUACUCGGAAAUUCACGCGACUUAUAUCCCAUUUCCGGAUGAUUACGUUCCUCCGCCUCCCGGAAGACACGCUCAACACGGACGCGGUCCGGUGUGGCUUUUCUGGGACGAACUGUAUAAAAUAAAAGUAGAGAAACGUCAGGCGAAAUAUAGGAUAGCAAUGGAAGAACGUUUAAAGAGGAAAGCUGCGAUUGCAAGAGCUGAAAAAAUCAGAAAACGAAAAUUAAAAAGGAAAAAGGCGAAACAAGAGAUUGGUAAACACGGGAUGAAAUGA
Messenger RNA from Onthophagus taurus, 571 nucleotides. The record is from RefSeq and is a predicted model, not a curated record. Lineage: Eukaryota; Metazoa; Arthropoda; Insecta; Coleoptera; Scarabaeidae.